This is a messenger RNA of Westerdykella ornata, 3523 nucleotides long. RefSeq lists its product as uncharacterized. The record is from RefSeq and is a predicted model, not a curated record. The coding region runs from base 226 to 3234 and encodes 1002 amino acids. Gene Ontology annotation, molecular function: ATP binding; ATP-dependent chromatin remodeler activity; metal ion binding. The transcript has 4 exons. NCBI's taxonomy places the organism in Eukaryota, Fungi, Ascomycota, Dothideomycetes, Pleosporales, Sporormiaceae.
CGACAAAGUUCGUAUCGAUUGGGUACGCGAGCGCCAGGGUCCGCCCGCCCUUGAUUGACCACCUUCAAGGUCAGUCUGGACGUUCAUUUUCAAUCCUCUCUUACUUCUCCUCCCUCGCUUUCGUUUCUUCCUUAUCCGUGCCUUCGUUCAAGACUCCUGUGACAUUUCCCUCCUUUUGCCUCCAAUCUUUCACGUCCCGUCCCCUUUCUCAUUCAUCCGCUCACCAUGCCUCGUGGCAGACCUAGACGCUCCCUCCGCGGCGACAUGAGCAACCAGAACGUUACAAGCGGAGCUUCCCCGGCCCAAGCAUCCAGCAAGUCCGCGAAAGCUGCCAAAGCGUCAGGUGAAACUCAGCCCAACCAUCGACGAACACGAUCCUCCCGUCUCGCAGUUGCCAACUCAUCCGAUAACGAAGGUAGCCUUCUCGAAGGAGAGGUCGCAUCUCCACCUCCUACCACCCACAAAGUGCUGAAGGCGGUCUCCAUCGUCACCAGGACGACGAACAAGGCCUCGGCCAAUAUGGCUGCACGAGUGGCGACCGGCGCUCAGAAGGGCGGCGGAAGCUCACUGGGUACACCUUCAAUCGCAGACUCCGAGUACGAGACUCCUCUGACCAGCUUUUCCACAACGCCUGCCGGCUCGGUGGGACCGGGCGCCAGAUCCUCCCGGAAAAGCAAGCUUGUCUCGAUUGCAGUAGCAUCCUCGUCUCGGAAGCGAAAGACCGCGGUAGUUGCGGAUAGCGGGGAUGUGGGUGAAGACAUCGACGAGGACUUGUCACCGGACGCUCUGCUUGCAAGGCAGUUGCAGAAAGAGGAGGAAGAGUACGCCAAGCUCGCCAAUAAGAGACGCAAGACUGAGCUUCUGGAUGCCGUUGAGGAUUCGGAGGACGACAUGUCUGAGAUUUUGGAGGAAGAGGAUGAACCAUUGCCUAUGUACACGGGUAAAGGGAAAGGGAAAGCCGUGGAACUGCCUGCUAGGCGCACGCGGUCCACCAUGCGUGCGACGAUGGAUUUCGUAGCGCUGAGCGAUGAAGAUCUGGAUAUCCACCUUGACAAUGACGCCAUCAUCGAUCUUGUGAGCGACAGCGAGGAGGAAUCGCUUAUGAUGGCCAGCAAGAAGCGCAAGACAACCAAUUCGUCUCCUGCUAAAUCCGCCAAGGGUAAAGGCAAGACGAUCGCUCGACAAACACCUGCUGAACGAGCCCGUGAGAAGCGCAGGAGGUUGGCUGAAGCGAGGGAGCGCAAUGCUCGUUUCGCUCACAUUGAAGACAAGUGGGACCGCAAGAGGGCCAUGAAUCGCGAGCGUGCUGAGCAAAAUCAUCCAAAGCUACUGACCAUGUGGGAUGACCUAGCACAAAUUCCCGUCCUGGACACGCAGAGGGCUGAGCAGCCACCGUCCAUUAACCGCCGCCUGAAGCCGUUCCAGUUGGAAGGUCUUAGCUGGAUGACGCGUCAGGAGAAGACUGGCUACAAGGGCGGCUUACUAGGAGAUGAGAUGGGCAUGGGAAAGACCAUCCAGGCCGUCUCCCUCAUCAUGUCGGAUUACCCAGCCAAGGACCCCACCUUGGUCGUUGUCCCGCCCGUUGCCCUCAUGCAGUGGAGCAAUGAGAUCCGCGAGUACACUGACGGGAAGCUCAACGUGCUGGUCUACCACGGAACCAACUCCAAGUGCAAGAACAUGACGAUCAAGGAGCUGAAGAAGUUCGACGUCAUCAUGGUUUCAUAUAACAGCUUGGAGUCGCUUCAUCGAAAGGAAACCAAGGGAUGGACCCGUGGUGACAACAUCAUCAAGGAAGCGUCUCCCCUUCACCCCAUCCAUUACCAUCGCCUCAUCCUUGACGAAGCGCACAGCAUCAAGUCCCGUACCACCGGCGUCGCUAAAGCCUGUUUCGCUCUGAAGGGAACUUACAAAUGGUGCUUGUCCGGUACUCCCGUCCAGAACAGGAUUGGAGAGUUCUUCUCCUUGCUCCGCUUCCUGGAAGUACGUCCGUUCGCCGAUUACUUCUGCCGGUCAUGCCCUUGUGAGCAGCUCCAUUGGCAGAUUGAUGAAGAUCACAUGUGCACCGCCUGUAAUCAUGGUGGGUCGGAGCACAUUUCCGUCUUCAACCAAGAGCUGCUGAACCCCAUUACUGGCGACAACCCGGAUCUCCGUGAGGAGGCACUCGAGAAGCUGCACAUGAUUACCGCCCGGAUCAUGCUGCGUCGCAUGAAGCGCGAUCAUACAAACUCGAUGGAGCUGCCGAUGAAAGAUAUCAUCAUCCACAAUGAGUUCUUCAGUGAUGUGGAGCGCGACUUCUCCACCUCGAUCAUGACGAACUCCUCGCGGAAAUUCGAUACCUAUGUCGCCCAGGGAGUCAUGCUCAACAACUAUGCGAAUAUCUUCGGCUUGAUCAUGCAGAUGCGGCAGGUUGCCAACCAUCCCGAUCUGUUACUCAAGAAGAAUGCUGCUGAGGGGCAGAAUGUGUUCGUCUGCAACAUCUGCGACGAGCCAGCCGAAGAUGCGAUCCGCUCUCGUUGCCAUCACGAGUUCUGUCGUGCUUGCGUCAAGGACUAUAUCGACACGUGCGAAGCAUCUGGCACUGACGCUGACUGUCCUCGCUGCCACAUUGCCUUGUCUAUUGACUUCGAACAGCCCGAACUGGAGCAGGAUGAGGAGGGUGUGAAGAAGUCGUCCAUCAUCAAUCGUAUCAAGAUGGAGAACUGGACGUCGUCUACCAAGAUUGAGAUGCUUGUCUACGACCUCUACAAGCUGCGCAGCAAGAAGCAGACGCUCAAAUCCAUCGUAUUCAGCCAGUUCACGUCCAUGUUGCAACUCAUUGAAUGGCGGCUGCGUCGUGCUGGGUUCAAUACGGUCAUGCUGGACGGCAGUAUGACGCCAGCGAUGCGGCAGAAGAGUAUUGAGCAUUUCAUGACGAACCCGGAUGUUGAAGUGUUCUUGGUGUCGCUCAAGGCGGGUGGUGUUGCCCUGAACCUCACUGAGGCGUCUCGUGUCUUCAUUGUCGAUCCGUGGUGGAAUCCCGCUGCAGAAUGGCAGUCCGCUGACCGAUGCCAUCGGAUUGGCCAGAAGCGCCCCUGUGUCAUUACUCGGCUCUGCAUCGAGGACAGCGUCGAGUCUCGUAUGGUGGCGCUGCAGGAGAAGAAGGCUGCUAUGAUUGCCGGAACGGUCAACAACGAUAAGGUGGCGAUGGAUCGUCUCAGUCCUGAGGAUCUGCAGUUCUUGUUCCGUGGUACUUGAGGGAUUGACGAUGGGUGGAUGUUAGUGGUAGGCGUAAAGGAGGAAUGGGAUGCGGCGCAAGCUGUGGUUCAACUGGGUUCGGAGGGGAUUCUAUUCGGUUAUGAGUGAAGGCGUCCUAGGAGGUUAUACGGUCAAGGCGUCUCUGGAGGAUAUAGGUAUGCGUCUCCGGCGUUUACAGCCAGAGACGAAUGUCGUCGGAACUCAAGACCGCAUAUUGUGCUCAGUGGCAUUCUGAUACCGGCACCCGAGUAGCUACUGAUGUAAUAUGAUAAAGCAUAACAUGCACCGC